Molecule: messenger RNA, 1630 nt
Organism: Hypoxylon trugodes
Lineage: Eukaryota; Fungi; Ascomycota; Sordariomycetes; Xylariales; Hypoxylaceae
Product: RTA1 like protein-domain-containing protein
Exons: 3
Coding region: 557-1594 (345 amino acids)
Cellular component (GO): plasma membrane; fungal-type vacuole
Source: RefSeq, a predicted model, not a curated record
CUUCGGAAUACUACCACUUAAUUAAGCUAAGUAGUUUUGAUUGGUGUUAUCCGGCAGCAGCCGUGGGCGGCUUGAUAGGCCUCGGAUCUGUUACAUUGGGCGUCUAACUUUAGAGUUAUUAGAGCACAGCCAUGUCUAGGAUGAAUCCUACGAUAUGGCUGGGAAUACCCUUUGUGUGCCCUGAAUUCCCUGUGGUUGGGGCUGAACUACUACUCUAUUACUCAUUCUGCGAAUGCGAAUUUCGGCUGACGCGACCGAACUUGAAUUGGGGGUUGUCGGGGCCAUAAGCGGGCGCCACCGGUGUUUUAUCUCCGAAUUGAGCUUUUCUGUUGCCUAGACGUUGCAGCAGGGUCGCAGUUCUAAGACUUGACGAGGUUGUUUCGGAUAGAAGAAGGGUCUCUCGCGGCAUCUGAUCUUCACUACUGGUAGUGGCGUUCUCUCAAGAGGCUUUUGUGACAUGAACCCUUCUAACAGUUAGACCUGGAGCACAUCGACAUAUUAAUAGAUCCCAUCAUCCUACUCUGUUAGAUGCGCGCAUUGUGUUCGCCCCUUCACAAUGUCCAUCUUCUUCUCAAAGGGGCAUCCAGCAUCGCUCGUUACUUUCACGAUGAGAUCUAUUGCUUCGUGCGAUUUCGAUACUUGCCCAGUCGCCGCAUCUCCGUACGGUUACCCACCAAGCCCAGCGGCAGAAGCGAUCUUCUUGACCAUUCACAUUGGGGCCCUGCUUGCCUGUCAGCUCUACACCUUUUAUAUAGCCGAUAGGAAUCGAUGGCUAGAGUUUAGCGUGCCAAUUUCGAUUGCUUGUCUUCUCGAAAGCAUCGGCUAUGCUAUUCGGAUCGGAAGCUCGGUUGAUCCAUGGAAUGUGGUCUUAUAUGCAACAUCGACAGCGUUUAUAAUAGUUGCGCCAGCCUUUAUUGCUACAGGCAUCUACUUCAUCACCCCAGAAGUAAUUAAAAUCCUUGGCAAGGAACAUUCCCCGAUAAACAUCGCGCACUACCCUCUCCUAAUCUGGGUCGACAUAGUUGGAUUCGCCCUUCAGCUUAUCGGAAUCAUCGUUUCCUUCUCAGAUAUUUCCACCAGCACGGGCCUUGGCCAUAAUGCUCAUUAUGGCACUCCCAUUAUUGCCACUGGCAUCAUUCUGCAAGCCGUCUCUUUGAUUACUUUCCUUUCUCUUUUCACUAUCGUGCUAUUUCAAGCCUCCUUAACCAAUAGCCAUUACGGAUAUACAACAUUUCACCCAAGCCAUGGCUUCGUACCUAUUGCACAGAGAUUUAAAUUCUUUGUGGCAAUGUUAUUGGUCUCAACCAUGUGUUUAUUCGGAAGAGGGGUAUAUCAGGUGAUAAUAUUGAGCGAAGGGCUUGAAAGCUGGACAGCGAAGAACCAGGCACUCUUCGCGGGGCUUGAUAGUUUCCUCGUUGCGGAGGCUGUGGUAGGCUUGGUAAUUGCACACCCUGUAUUGUUCUUGCGGGAUGGGUUGGAUAAGAGGCUUCUUAGAAGAAAUUCGAACAACCCACUCAUCGAGGAGCGUGGUAUGAGCCGGCUAGUUGUAGGUUCUACUCCGUGCAGUAGUACCACGAACUUUGUACAAGGAUAAUUGAGUUAAUAUAAAAUCUGCCGUAUUUUAGGUGAA